AGCACCCGGACUCUUACGCUCUGACUCCGUGGAACCUAUGUCUGGUCUAGCUGCAGCUCUACAGGGCGCUAAACUACGAAAAACAACGACGGGGCCCCGGAAUGGUUCCUCGGGUUCUGAAAACGGAAACGGAAAUACCGGAAGUGGGUAUGGAACUAUCGGACGGAUGGGAGGUGGAGGUGGAGGAGGUGGAGGGCCUCCUAUGGUUAGUAUGAUGGACGAGAUGCAAAAAACACUGGCUCGACGAAGAGCAAAGGUUGAUCGUGGUAGCGAGGAACCCGACGAAGGGUCUGAAAGGCGGGGCAGUGAGUCCACACCCUCUCCUGGUAAGCCAGGCUCUGAGUCCCCGAAGGGUCGAGGGCGGAGCCAGGAUGCUGAGAGUGCUCCGCCCACUGUGAUUAAGGCGGAGGAAACUAACGGAAUGAAUGGGAAUGGUGUAGGUGACAAGGGGGAUGAAUUGGAAGCUAUGAAACAGGAGAUUCUGCGAGAAAUGAGAAAAGAAAUUAACAAAGCUAAACUCGAAAUCAUAGAAGCAAUUCGUUCCGAGAUGGGUCGCAGAUAAGUUCUCAACAAUACUGUGGACCCUUUAAAUCCGCUUUACCGCUGAAUUCUACAAACAAAAUGACGGCAUCGAAAUCAUCAACACGGGAACGCUAUUUCACCGGGUUUUCACCGUUGACUUAAAUUAAAUGGUGGUAUUUCAUUAACAUAAGACAUAAUUUGACUGUUAACUCUACAAAUGUAAGUACGUAUUACACCGUUUAUGUGUAUGGCUCCUUUCACAACGGUUUAACGGUAAAUUCACUUGAAGCGGUUUAACGCUCUUCGUUAACGAGAUGAAAGUAGAAAUCUCCCAUUGGUAGCUAAAAGCUUCUUUGGAGUUUAGGACUUUAUGUUACUCACAUUAACCGCCAUAUCGUAUUGAGCAUUAGUAACGGGCAUCUUGAGCUAUAUUUGUCCGCCGUUUUUGGUGAAACAAUCAAAGCGGCGAUUGUAACACGCCUCAAUUUUUACAUUUUUACAAUUUCACACUUUCGCUUUUCUAAAUACCAUUGUUUUUAUGUUCUAUUGACUAUUACAUUAAUAUUUGAUAUUGCCAUCUUAAUAACAUUUUUCCCUAAGAAUUUUGGUUUCCAAAUAAAAGUGACGUUGAAAACAAAAUAUAAAAGAACAAUUUUUUAAAAUAAUUUCUAUUAAGACUGACUUACCUAAAACCAAAUUGAGUAAUUAUUUUGUUCCGUUCCGCAUUUAUUGUAUUAUAUCCUAUAAUCCUGCUUCUCAACUUUAUAUAACAUAAUAACCAUCCACCCCCCCACACUUAUGUUAGUUUUACAAAUUCUUGAAUAAUUGUACUUACCAACUAAUCCUUAUUUUUUACUAUUUUUUAUACUCAUUUUAUCAGUGCCAAAAGAGGGUUGUUAAAAUGUUGCAAAGGGGGUUGCACUGUUGUCAUUCUUUAACGGAUUAGAGACCCAAGCAUAAAUUAACAUUCCUUAAAAUUGCACAAAUUAAGGAUUUUUUAUUUUAUACAAUUUGGCCAGUUUAUUUUACAACCUGUAAAGUAUAUAUAAUAUAUAUAUAUACACACAACUAUGUUAACCUUGUACAUGAAUAUUAGUAUACUACAACUUGUUAUAUCUAGUCAUAUUAUUAUAUAAUUAUGUUUCC
Molecule: messenger RNA, 1668 nt
Organism: Eurytemora carolleeae
Lineage: Eukaryota; Metazoa; Arthropoda; Copepoda; Calanoida; Temoridae
Product: ena/VASP-like protein
Exons: 7
Coding region: 38-562 (174 amino acids)
Source: RefSeq, a predicted model, not a curated record